Molecule: messenger RNA, 297 nt
Organism: Knipowitschia caucasica
Lineage: Eukaryota; Metazoa; Chordata; Actinopteri; Gobiiformes; Gobiidae
Source: the annotation of a GenBank genome assembly
AUGCUGACGUUGCUGAUGCGGCCGCGCGGCGUGUUGGCAGGUCAGCAGGCUGCGGGGGCUUCUGCGGUCAGUCAUGUGAGGAUACACAGCUGUGACUGCGGCCCCCGGAGAGGGGCCCUCAGCGCUCUUCACAGGUCCCCAAAGCUGCACACUCACAGCCCAAAUGAAAGAGUGCGACAUGACAGGGGUGAUCAGGACAGUGUGAAAGAACAAUGGACCACAGAGGACCUGCGGCGCUCACAGGUGCAGCAGGAAGACAAGUGCAUGAUGGGAUACCAGCGUCCUGCACCUUCAUAA